AAUAAACCAUAAGCCAUCUUUACUGUUCGCUUGCUAUCGAAUUCCGAUGAACGCACACUCGAAUCCGUCCUCAUGACCAAGUUCAUGCAUACUGCACUCUCCACGGCGGCCGCCGCCGUCAGUGGUCAGAGCCAUCACCCCGUCGGCCCGCCGAUCUCUCUAAAGCAAGAAAGCAAGCCUGCUUGUUCGCACCACGCGGAUAUCGUGGACCCGUCGCGAUCCUCUUCUGCUGGUCCAAUUCGCAUCGACGGAGUCGAACAGGAUAUUGCCCUAUCCAAAUCGGAGUUCCUGACGCAGCCGGAAGUUCUUAAUCGCCGUUCCCGCAGGCUCAAACAGCUCGCUCGGAUUUACCGCGACCAUUAUUGGGCAUUGAUGGAGGAGCUCAAAUUGAAACACCGAGAAUAUUAUUGGAAGUAUGGAGAAAGUCCAUUUGUCAAGGAUGAGGAGAAUGAAAGGAGAAAUUCGACUCGUGGCCGUGGUGAUUCCGUUGCUGCCGCUGCGGAGAAUGUUAAUAAUGGGAAUUCUGGUGUUAAUGGUGCGUGUAGUAAUCCUGCUGGUCAGUGCGAGGCUCUUGGGUGCAAGGCCAAGGCCAUGGCAUUGACACGGUUCUGUCACAUGCAUAUCAUGUCCGAUACCGAACAGAAGCUCUACAAAACUUGCACUUUCGUCAUAAAAGAUGCUGCUACCUCACCUAUAUAUUGCAGAAAGGUGAUACUGAAAUCAACGGUCCCUUCUUAUUGUAAUAUUCACUUCCAGAAAGCCGAAAAGCAUAUGGUACGAGCAUUGAAGAAGGGCGGUCUCAAUAUUUCCUCAACAGUUAAACUCACUCCCAAGCUCCAUGUCCUUAUUGCCGAGUAUGUCAAUCAAAUCCAACAGCAAAGGAGAGCAGCGCUGAUGGCCAAUCUGAAAAAUGCCAAAGUUAUGGAGGAGAAAAAGUGUUGAUACAUGCUACUUGCUCGAUUGUAUGAAUUCCUUUAGCAAGGUGACACAAAGUUGCAAAUUGUACAUCAAGAGUUGAACUUUGCUAGGAUCUAUUGGGUGCAUCUACACUACCAAAUCAAUCAAAAAUUUAAUGUUGAUGAUGUGGAUAUUAGAGGUACAAUUUAGUUAACAGUGCAAGUGAUAAUGCUUAAUUUGGCUUUAAGUAAAUAAAUUUUUUUGUGAUGUUAA
Messenger RNA from Andrographis paniculata, 1170 nucleotides. RefSeq lists its product as uncharacterized. Bases 73 to 942 code for a protein of 289 amino acids. The transcript has 2 exons. The record is from RefSeq and is a predicted model, not a curated record. NCBI's taxonomy places the organism in Eukaryota, Viridiplantae, Streptophyta, Magnoliopsida, Lamiales, Acanthaceae. Gene Ontology annotation, cellular component: NSL complex.